UAGUUCGCAGCGUCAAUUGGCCCAAAUCCUUGUCAAAACUGACUCUUUUAUAUUUUUCUCACCUCCAUUCACAGGGAAAGAUAAAAUAACAGGCACUUUCUAUCGCCUUUUUUUUUUGGGCCGAAAGUUGCCUCCAAUUUCUUGUUAUUCUUUAUUUACAUGAUCUAGAUUCCCAUCGUUUGGAACAGCUGGACUGCAGAAUACGGUCGACACCUCCCUGUUCCAUGGUUGAAUCUAGAGACUAAACGGUUCUUCGCCGUCUAGGUUCCACUGGUUUGUCACCUCCUUGUCUUCCGUAGAAGGGUCGAAUUCAAUGACAAGCUUAGUGUCUUGUGACAGCGCUUGGUGGCGGUUCUGCUAAUACACUUCCUUUAUAUAUAGUGUGCCUAAAACAAGCCUCCCCACCCUUGUUACUUCAUCAUCUUCCUCAUUUUUUUCUCCUGCAUAGAGGCGCAUCCGUUUCUCUCAUUGCUGCUGUACAUAGCUCUUGGAGUUUGUUUUCGGCGUACUUGUUGAUUUACGGGAAGAAGUGCUGCUUGUUUGUUCGGCCCAAAACACGGUAUAACAUUCAAUUGGCCCUGACAAACCGAGGUACCUCCGAGAGUUCUUUCGCCGCAAUCACGCCAAUUCUAUAGCUACCCCUGCGGCGGAUAUUAUAAACAACGAGACCGACAACACGAUAGGACAACACUACAAGCCGUCAAACUGGCGUCCUACCUACACCAUGGAAAGCGAUUCGUUCGCCGUUCCCUGAUAAUGAAGGAGAGCUCCAGAGAUACAAGUCCUAGUCUGUGUUCCUCUACCAGCAGCAGGUCCCUGGGUGAUCACUGCUCACCUACUCGCAUCGUCAACAACACAAUCGCGGGCCCUUCUGAGGUGGAACGUACGUUCGAAGAGCAUGCUAAACAGCUCGCAGAUACCCCUCGGAGAGAGACCUUCUCGCGUUCGGCCUCCUUGAAAUCGUCAGAAAGCAACUCAGUUCCGGUACCAAACUCUGUCCUUCCAUCAUUCCCUCAUGAGCGUAUAGUAGCGUCCGGAAAUGGCAUAGUCGUUUUAAUCGGGCUCGCUGAACCGGUGCUCUACCUCGAACGGGUCGACAAAAGGGUGUCUUCGGACAAGAAGCGUGUGCUUACAGGCUCGUUACAUCUCAAAAUUACAAAGCCUACCAAAAUCAAGAGGAUAAGCCUCGGCUUCAAGGGUAUAGCUAGGACACUAUGGCCCGAAGGUAUGUGAUACGAAUUUGUACCAAAAUCUAAAGUAGAUAUAGAAGUCUGUAUAGCUAAACUGAAUGCAGGUAUCCCCGGGAACAGGAAAAGAACAAGAGAUACAGAGACUGUCAUCAGUCUAAAUUGGGCUUUCUUCGAUGCUCAUUCCCGCGCUGCUAGGAAGGGCUAUGGUGCAAAUCAUAUCAAAUUCACUAACCCGAGGGACAAAGGGUCUGAAAACAGCCCUGUUGUCGACAUAGCCGGUUUGUUGGAAUCAUCUUCAUCACUACCAAAGGAGCUCAAAAGACUUUCGCUACACCACUCGCGGUCGAAUAGCUUUGGAAAGGGUGAGACAAAUUUGAUAUCGGAUAUCAUGGGCCAGAAAGGUUAUAAGGCAUUCCCACCAGGCGAAUAUAUGUACAACUUUGAGAUACCGAUGGAGCAUCGAUAUCCGGAAACUGUUAAAUGGGAUCACGCAUCGGUAAAAUACGAGCUUGAGGCUGUGGUCGAGCGCACUGGCGCCUUUCGCCCGAAUCUUAUUGGCAUCAAGGAAAUACCCCUCAUCCGCACUCCAGGCGAUGACUGUUUGGAGCAUAUUGAACCCAUUGCAAUCAGCAGAACGUGGGAUAACAAGCUACACUACGAUGUCGUUAUAACGGGAAAGUCAUUCCCCUUGGGUUCAAAGAUACCGGUAGCAAUCAAGUUUACACCAUUUGCUAAAGUUGGCUGCCACCGUAUUAGUGUUUUCAUAACGGAGAAGGUUCAACUAUGGGCUCAUAAUAGAAAAGCUCACCGCGUGGCUAGUGAUAAGAUGCUACUCCUCUUUGAGAAAAGAGCUGGUAUGCCCAGCAAAAGCAUCUAUUCGGGAAGCACAAUGCGUCUCUCUGGAGGAGACGAGCAAAUUGCACCCAACGGCGAAGAUCUAGCAAGUGGUGCACAUAAUUUCCUAGGAAACAUCAGUCACGAUGGUUUCAGCCCUGGCACAACAGAGAUAGAGUGCGAGGUACAAUUGCCGAGCUGCCCAGCUAUGAAGAAAAUGACAGACCCCUCAAUGAAACUUCAUUGCGAUGUGCAAUAUUCAAGCAUUGAAAUAUCUCACUCCGUUAAGAUUGUCUUCCGUCUAUCAAAAUGGGAUAAUGGGUCACCUCAAAGAAGGCGCCAGUUCGACAUCUCUAUUGACUCGCCGCUUUGUAUAACGUCUUGCAAAGCGAAUGCUUCAAAUAUUUAUGUGCCUUCCUACAACUCACCGUCAUCCUACUACACAGAUGAAUAUGAGUGCGGCUGCCCGGAUGCCGUGGCCUUGUCGCAUGACGUGAACCUGAACCCUACGCUCUCCUUACCACCUUCAUUUACAGACCAAGGCGUGCCAUCCCCUACAACUACUAGCGAGUCAAAUGAUACUUCUCGAAGCGAUGAACAUCAAGAGGAGCAUAACCACUACAAUGAUCCACCAACCCGGCCCGUCCACUUUUUGCGGGCUCCAUCGUUUAACCCUCCACCAUUCGAGUCUGUUCCCCCUCCACCACCUCCUAUUCUAAGCCCCCCGCCUGAAUAUUCAACCAUCUGUUCCAGCGAAUCAGGGAACAACGAGAUUGCUGACUAUUUUUGCCCUCGCGCAUGCGCGAGAGGGACAAUACGAUGAUAAUGUACGAGGAAGCGGGCGGGUUGAUAUACCGCUGACUCCUGGCGGAAGAGUCCACCGUAGUAUGGAUAUUCCUAGGGAAUGCUUGACCAAUGUUCCACCUUUGCCAGGGCGGAAUGCAUAAAUUUACUUGCAUCUCUUUGUAUUUAUAUUUGUCUAUAUUGACGAUUUUUAUGAGCGAUGAGUUUAAUUGUUCUGUCCCAGGCGUACUGUUGGCUGUUGCUUAAAGGUGAGGAGCUCCAGUACAAGAUACCAGAACCGAUUUAUAUUACAGCGGUGAGCCUAUUUAGACUGUGGCUCUUCGAAAUACUCAUAAUCCGAAAUAAAGCAAGCAAGUAUUACAUGUGGGGUGAUAUGCUGCCAUUGCCACGAAUACAAGUCUGCAAUCUCUCAUGAUUUAUUUGACACGAUAAUCCGGUAGCUAGCAAUAUUAAACUUUUGUCAAGGACUAGUGUAGGUAAGUAAGUAGACUUAGGAGUUGGUUACUCUAGGAGCGUAUGUGUGUCUUCGUUCAGAGUAGGUUUCAAUACUGCUAUGAGGCUCUUUCAAAGUUUAUAACUUAUUUUACCUAAAAGGGUUGUUUUAGGAGUUGCUGAGCGCAUUUCAAGAAAGUUAGCAAAAGAUGAGAUCCUGUUAAACGAAAG
Molecule: messenger RNA, 3491 nt
Organism: Trichophyton rubrum CBS 118892
Lineage: Eukaryota; Fungi; Ascomycota; Eurotiomycetes; Onygenales; Arthrodermataceae
Exons: 2
Coding region: 1579-2847 (422 amino acids)
Biological process (GO): ubiquitin-dependent endocytosis
Cellular component (GO): cytosol; cytoplasm
Molecular function (GO): ubiquitin protein ligase binding; protein-macromolecule adaptor activity
Source: RefSeq, a predicted model, not a curated record